Molecule: messenger RNA, 3581 nt
Organism: Aphidius gifuensis
Lineage: Eukaryota; Metazoa; Arthropoda; Insecta; Hymenoptera; Braconidae
Product: GTP-binding protein 2
Exons: 4
Coding region: 805-2631 (608 amino acids)
Biological process (GO): translational elongation
Molecular function (GO): GTPase activity; GTP binding; translation elongation factor activity
Source: RefSeq, a predicted model, not a curated record
UAUUUGUGAUGACAGAAGUGAAAUUCAAGUUUUCACAAUAAUGAAUAACUAAUGUGUGUACCUAAAUAUAUACAUAAUGUAUAUCAUAAAUAUUUUUAUUUAAAUUUUAUUAAACUUUAUAUAAAAAUAUUAGGUGAUAAACAAAAAUCAGUCUUUAAACAGCAGGUGAGCUUUUUUUUAAAAAAAAAAAAUAAUCAAACAAAUAAUAAACAAUAAAUAUUAAUGUAUAAAUUACUAAUAUUUAAAAUUCAUCAUUUUGAUAAAUAAAUAAAUUAUUAAAUCAAUAAAAUUUAUUAAUAAAUUAAUAACUACAAGCUAUUAUUUUAUUUUGUCAAUUAGAAAUUAAAAUAUGUUAUUAUAUAACAUUGAAAAUAGGAAAUAGAAAAUCGAAAUUAUUACAUAUUUAUAUUAUAUAAUUUAUAACUUUAUUAUUAUUAUUAAUUUUUUGUUUUUUUUUUUAAUCAGCUGUGACGUGUUUUGUCAGUUGCAGAUAAAUUUUUCAAAAGUAUAUAUAAAAGAGAUACAUAUUAAAUUCCAAUGACAGAAUACUAAAAUUAAUUAUAAAUUUGUUUUUUCGUUUUUGGCGAAUAUGCAUUACGAUGAUGAUUGCAAUUAAAUUUGAGUUAUUCAACAUAUAAAUUAUGACUUGGCAAUUUCCCGGGUAAAUAAAACAGCAGGGGACAUAUUUUGAAGGACAAACAAAAUGGCUGCCAACUGAUUUGUCUGUUAAAGUGUUGUUGACUAAUUAUUUUUUUAUUAUCUGUUGUACUGUUGCAGUAUAGUGAUAAUAACUGUAAACCAAAGAUGGAAUCAUUUUUGUCUCUUUUUGAUACUGGUGAAUCAACGACCAAGAGAAAAUCAACUUGGAAUAAAUACACUGAAAAAAGCAGUUCAGAUUGUGAAAGUUCAGAAAAUGAUGAUGACAAUGAGGAAUCAUUACCUCCAGAACCAGAACAAGGAAAUAUUGAAUAUAAAUUAAAACUUGUAAAUCCAUCAUCACAAAGAUUUGAACAUUUAGUAACACAAAUGAAAUGGAGACUCAGAGAAGGACAUGGAGAAGCUAUUUAUCAAAUUGGUGUUGAAGAUAAUGGACGACUGGCAGGUCUUUCACGAGAAGAUAUGAAAGCAUCAUUAAAAACUCUUCGUGAUAUGGCAUCACGUCUUGGUGCAACAACAAGAGUACUUCGUGAAAGAAUGGCAAAUUCACCUGAAAAUUUAAAAUCUAAAAAAAAAUUAAAUGAAAUAACAAAUGCAACAACAGAAAGACGAAGAACCGUUGAAGUAUUAGUAACAAAAAUUCGUCGAGGUGAUCAAGAUAAUCAAGAUACUGCUAUUGAUUUAAGAUUAGCAGUUGUUGGUUCACAAGAUGCUGGUAAAUCAACACUUCUUGGUGUAUUAACACAGGGUGAAUUAGACAAUGGUCGUGGUAGAGCAAGAUUAAAUAUGUUACGUCAUCUUCAUGAAAUAAGAAGUGGUAGAACAUCAUCAAUAUCACAUGAAAUAAUUGGUUUUGAUACAUCUGGACAUGUAUUAAAUUAUGCUGAAAUGACAACUGCUGAAGAAAUAUGUGAAAAUGCAACAAAAGUUGUUACAUUUAUUGAUCUUGCUGGACAUAAAAAAUAUUUGCGAACAACACUAUUAGGUUUAAUGGGUUAUUCACCACAUCAUGUUAUGGUUGUUGUUGCACCACCACUUAAUGAAGCUGCACAAGAACAUAUAGCACUUUGUCUUGCUUUAAGAUUACCAUUUUUUAUUGUUAUGACUAAAAUUGAUUUGGGACUAUGUGAACAUCAACAAACACUUAUGCAAAUUAAAAAUACAGUACGUUCACAAGGAUAUAAUAAAGAACUUGUACUUUAUAGUGAUAAUAAUAAUAGUAAUAAUAGUCAAAUUACUUCACAUUAUGAUGAUAAUAUUAUACCAGUAUUUGCUGUUAGUUCAGUAACUGGUAUUGGAUUAGAUGAACUUACAGAAUUUAUUAAAGAAUUAUCACCAUCAGAAUCAUCAAAUUUAGAUACUGGUCCUGGUUCUUGUUUAUUUAGAAUUGAUGAAACAUUUAGAGUUGCUGGUUUAAAUAAUCCAGUACUUGGUGGUUUACUUGUUAAGGGUAAUAUUGCACCAGGUACAAGAAUGCUUGUUGGACCAUUACCUGAUGGUGAAUUUUCACCAGUUAAAGUUGUAUCAUUACACAGAAAUAAAGCACCUUGUGGUUAUGUUAGAGCUUCACAAAGUGCUAGUUUAACACUUGCACCAUCAACUAAAAGAGAUGCAACAUUACCUCAUUUAAGGCCUGGAAUGGUACUUGUAUCAAUUGGUGAUCAUCCACAUGCAACUGUUUUCUUUCAAGCAACAGUUUUAGUUGUUUAUCAUGCAACAUCAAUUUAUCCAGGAUUUCAAGCAACUGUUCAUGUUGGAAAUGUUCGUCAAACAUGUGUUAUUGAAGGAAUAAUGGAUAUUAAAGAUGAGGGAUUACAAACAAAUGAUACAGCAUCAGUUCUCUUCAGGUUUGUCAGCCAUCCAGAAUAUCUUCAUGUUGGCAUGAGACUUUUAUUUCGUGAGGGUCGUACCAAAGGAAUUGGAAAAAUAACACAAGUUUUUCCACUCAUCGGUUCUCAAAGUAAUUCACAAUAAAUUAUUAUAACUACUCUUUUUUUCCUCAACAUGCAUCUUGAUAACUUUUUUGACUUGUUUUUUCUUUUUUUCUUUUUUUAAUUUAAAAAAAAAAACAAUUAACCAAUUUCUACAAAUUUGACAAAGUAUUUUUUUUUUUUUUUUCACUCCUCUCUUUUUUUCGAGGAUAUAUACAAAAAAUCCCCCUGACGUGAAUUACUUUUGCCUACAUUGUAAGAUAUUAAAAAAAAAAAAAAGUAUAAUUAUUUAUAUAGAUAAAUGUAUAUAUAGAUGUAUAUUACGUAGAUCGUACUUAACGUAUUAUUACAUGUUUUCAUUUUUUGCUUUAUCAAUUCUUGCUUAUGUAAUUUGCAAGAAUAUAUUUUUUGAAAUAAAAAUAAAUAUUGAAAAAAAAAUAAAGAGAAAUUUCAAUAAUAUCUAAGAAAAAUUAAUAACUAUAUAUAGUUUUUUUUUUGUGUGUGUGCGUGUGUCAAGAAAAAGAAAUAAAAUAAAUAAAUUUUGGUUCGUUUAAAAUUGUUGAGAUUAGAAAAAAAAAUAUCAUAGAGACUAGAUAUAUAUGUAAAUAAGAUAUAUAUAUUAAAGUUUUAUCUUUAAAUUGAAUUUCUAUCUGACCAGACAAAUGAUUCAAUCCAUUCAAGAUGUUUAUAAACUGAUGUAUAUAAUGCAGGAACAGGACUUCCACAUAUUUGUCCUGACGAAACAAUUCCAACUAAACUUUCUUCAUCAUCAUUUAUUAAUAUAAGUGGUCCUCCACUGUCACCCUGGCAUGCAUCUGCUCCUCUAGUUAAAUUUUUAUCCAUAACACAUAUUACAUCAUCUGUUAUACCAUUUCUUAAACUUUGAAAACCUGCAUAAAAACGUGAACACUCUUGUCUCGAUACAACACUAUUAAAAAAAAAUGUAUUAUAUUAAUAUUAUAAUUUAAAAAAAUAAAUGAAAAUAUAAACUUA